This is a messenger RNA of Hyaloscypha bicolor E, 2803 nucleotides long. RefSeq names its product 2-succinylbenzoate-CoA ligase. The record is from RefSeq and is a predicted model, not a curated record. The transcript has 5 exons. Gene Ontology annotation, molecular function: CoA-ligase activity. The coding region runs from base 1 to 2736 and encodes 911 amino acids. NCBI's taxonomy places the organism in Eukaryota, Fungi, Ascomycota, Leotiomycetes, Helotiales, Hyaloscyphaceae. Gene Ontology annotation, biological process: biosynthetic process; secondary metabolic process.
AUGGAAGUUAACAAUCUCCUCCAGCUUUUAGAAAAGGCCGCCAAAAUAUACCCCGAGCAUGGCCUCCAUUUCUAUCUCCCAGGAAGGUUGGAAGUGGGGUUAGGGCUUCGUGCUCAAGAUAUCAUUCUUCUCCAUUUCAAUAACCACAUCGACAACCUCGAAUGGUUUUGGGCUGUCAUUUAUGCAGGACAUGUCCCUGCAUUUUCUACUCCUUUCACCAACAACAUGGAACAGAGACGAAAACAUAUAUUACACCUUAACUCGAUUAUGAACGACCCCAUAUGCCUUACUAGCGAAGAACUGCUUCCCGAGUUCUCCGGCCAGGAUGUUCUAAGGGUCCGUACGAUCGACAAGCUUGUGAAUGGUGGUCUCCAGCACACUGAACGUGGAGAACUAAAUGGCUCCACGAACGGACACAAGAAUGUAACUGCCUCACCAGGGAUCUUGAAGACCGGAGAUGAACUUGCCGUAUUGAUGCUUACUUCUGGAAGUACUGGCAACGCAAAAGCUGUUUCAUUGACGCAUGCAAAUAUUCUCACAUCGAUUGCUGGCAAGGAAGAGGCCCAUAAUAUUGCAGGGAGUGGGCCUUUCUUGAACUGGAUCGGCGUGGAUCACGUAGCUGGAUUGACGGAAACCCACAUGUAUGCAAUCUACGUGGGAGCCGAACAAGUCCACAUCCAGGCAGCAGACCUCGUUCUCAGCCCGCUUCUGUUCCUCGACCUUAUCUACAAACAUCGUGUAGCAUACUCAUUCGCUCCAAACUUUUUCCUUGCCGCCCUCCGACGUGCAGCUGAGGUGCCGGGAGCAUUGAACGUUGCUUUGGACUUGUCUUGCCUCAAAACCAUCACCACUGGAGGCGAGGCAAACGUUGUAGAGACAUGCGUGGCAUUGACAGAGAUUCUCCACCAGCGGGGUGCUCCAAACAAUGUUCUAAGCCCCGGUUUUGGUAUGACGGAAACAUGUGCCGGUUCUGUUUUCAGCAAGGAUUGUCCUCGACGUGAUAUUGAGUGUAAGAACGAGUUUGCAACUGUCGGCGCAGCAAUCACAGGUAUGAAGAUGCGCAUUACAGAUGAAAAUGGGAAAGAGAUCGGUUACAAUGCUGUGGGAAAUUUGGAAGUUAGCGGCCCUAUCAUUUUCCGAGAGUAUUUGAACAACCCUGAGGCUACCCAGGCUUCUUUUAAUGGCGACUGGUUCAUAACUGGAGAUCGAGGGUUCAUUGACUCUCUGGGUCAAUUGAAUCUUACUGGAAGAGCCAAAGAUACGGUCAUUAUCAAUGGUAUAAACUACCUCCCACAAGAGCUCGAAAUGGUUCUAGAAGAUAUACCCGGUGCAGUACCUAGCUACACAGUCGUCUUUCCCUACCGCCGCAAAGGCUCGCAGACGGAGAAUAUAUGUGUCAUCUACCUUCCCACCUAUAAUCCAGAAGAUGUGGAGAAGCGUGUUGAAGCUAACGACGCCAUUGCAAAAGCAGCAAUGCUGCAGACUGGUGUUCGACCUUAUGUUAUUCCACUCAACGCAACGAAGCUACAGAAGACGACGCUUGGGAAACUAUCUCGACCCAAAAUCCGCUCUUCUUUCGAGAAGGGAGAUUUCCAAACCUUCCAGACGGUCAACGAAGAAGUCAUGGUGCAGCAUCGUAGAGCCAAAUAUGAGGGUCCAGCAAACCAUACAGAACAGCUAGUUUUGGGGGUCUUUCAAGAGAUAUUCGAGGUCCCGCAGCACGAUCUUGGCGUCAAUACCAAUAUAUUUACUAUGGGUGUCAAUUCUAUUGAUAUUAUUAAAGUCAAGAAACGACUUCAAGUUGAACUGAAGAUUGAAAACGUACCAAUAAUCAUCGUCAUGACCAACCCGACAAUUCGAAGCCUGUCGACAGCGCUCGAGACUCUUCAGAAGCCGCGAGAAUACAACCCAAUGGUUGUGCUGCAGAGUGAAGGAAGCAAAACUCCUCUCUGGCUCAUUCAUCCAGGCCUAGGAGAAGUACUCGUUUUCUUGUCAUUGGCCCCACACAUGAAUGACCGGCCAGUCUAUGCAAUGCGAGCCAGAGGUUUCGAGCAGGGAGAGAAGUAUUUUCUCAAUAUCGAAGAUGCAGUGAUAACUUAUCAUACGAAGAUCAAAAGCAUACAGCCGCAAGGACCUUAUGCCAUAGCAGGGUAUUCGUACGGCUCCAUGAUUGCUUUUGAGGUCACCAAGCUCCUCAAUAGUUAUGGCGAUGAGGUCAAGUUCCUCGGCGCGUUCAAUCUUCCACCUCAUAUCAAGUUCCGUAUGCGCCAGCUAGACUGGACGAACUGCCUGCUUCAUCUCUCCUACUUCCUCGACUUCUUCUCUGAGGAAUAUGCACACAUGAUACAUCCUAAAUUGAACCUGCUCCCUCGCGAGGAAGUGCUCAAUCAUGUCGUGAGCGUUGCUCCAAAGGACCGCAUGGAGGAGCUGGGCCUCGACAAAGACAAGCUCACCAACUGGGCGGACCUCGCAUACUCUCUGCAAAGCUCUGCAACGGACUACGAGCCCAGUGGCAUGGUCGAAAGCAUCGACAUAUUCUGUGCUACUCCUCUAGCCGCCGUCGCAAAGGAUAUUGAGGACUGGAAGACAAAUCACCUCGCGAAGUGGGCGGAUUUUUCGAAGACGAAGCCGAGGCUGCAUGAGGUUGAUGGUGCACAUUAUACUAUGAUAAGUCCGACGCAUGUAUAUUCGUUUCAGAAGAAGUUAAAGGCGGCACUGGCAAACCGAGGUGUUUGAAGAGCAGAUGAUGAAUGGGGGAAACAAUUGCGGGUACAGUUUGCGCCUGGAACAGGCUUUGUUAGCG